GCGGAGCGGAGCGGUGACGGUCACGUGACGGAGUCUGCUGCUGACUGAGUGAAGCGCGUUAGCAGAUUUUUCUGUUUUGUACAUACAUUGUUUUGUAUAUACUGUAUAUGAUGACCUCAGUGGGCAUCGAGCGAGCCCGGGGCACUCGGGACAAAGCGCUGCCCUCUACCACACAGACCACACAACCACAGAAACAGCUUCAGGCUACGGCUGAACAGAUCCGACUGGCGCAGAUGAUCUUUGACAAGAAUGAUGCCGAUUUUGAGGACAAAGUCAAACAGCUCAUGGAGGUUACAGGGCAAAACCAAGAUGAUUGCAUGGUUGCCCUCCACGACUGCAAUGAGGAUGUCAACAGAGCCAUCAACUUCCUGCUUGAGGGGACCUCUGAUGCAACCUCUUGGGAAACGGUGGGAAAAAAGAAAAGUCUUGUGAAGGAUGGCUCCUCCACAGAGAGUAAGGAGAACAAGGAGAACAGGGAGAAGAAAGGAGAGCGGGAAAGCAGUAAGGGUCGUGGAGGAGUGAGUCGUCGUGGCAGAGGGACCAGUCGUAAUAGGCCAGUGAGGACUGAAGAGAAUGGUGUGGAGCCUGCUCUUGUUGACAGAGAAGCUGACCGUAGCCGCAGGGGAAGAGGAAGAGUGUCUGGAGGUAGAGGCAGGGGUCGGGCUCUGGUUACCAGCAGGUUUACAGCACAGGGGAUGGGGACCUUUGACCCUGCAGAAUACACCACAAACAGUGGGACGUCAAACUCGCACACUGAAGUCUGGGAGACAGUGGCCAAUGACACUACAGAUGGGACAGUGGCAUGGCAGAACACUCUGGACGAGUGGGCAGCUGAAGACUGGAGUGAAGAUGUGAGUCUCUCAGAGACCAAAGUGUUCACUUCUUCUUGUGCAACUCCAGCUGAGAACCACAUCACACCAGGCCAAAGUCUGGAUCUAUCAUCUCUGCUGCAGAAGCCUGUGGAUCGAGAAGAGGUCGGGUGUCUGAAGGCGGUGGGCUCCACUCAGGGGCUUGGCCACAGUCUGGUUUUCACCAACUCCCAUCACCAGCCUGCUCGAAACGGAGCCACAUCUGCUGGCUCCAGCAGCUAUACACAUGCCACCCUGUCCUCUGUUCUGGGUUCUGGUUUUGGAGAGCUGGGUGGUCCAAAGCUGGGGCAGACGGCCGGGCAGCAAAUACUGGAACAGCUGAAGGGGCCUGGUCUUGGGCAGCUUACUUCCCAGCCCCUCAGCACAGGGACCAACUGCACUCCUGUAGGGGGUCUGGUUGGGACAGGGAUGUCUGUCCCCACCUCCUCUUGGGACAUUAUACCUCCUGGAUCACAGAGCUCUGCUUCUCUGUCCUCCCAAUUCAGUCGGGAGUUUCAGAUGCAACCUGAGCCAUCUCUGGUGCUAAGCCAACUUGCCCAGCGACAGCAGGGCUCCCUGACCCACAUGGGACCUCUGGCCAGGCAGCCCAGCCCUCCCCCUCUGAGCACCCCUUCAACCGCUCCGGGCACACUGGAGGCCUUUCCAAAAGCACCAGAACCACCUCAUCACCGUGACGGGCCCUCAAUGGCCCCCUCACAGGCAUGCGACUCUCAGGGUAGCAGCACACAGCAACGGCAGAUAAAGACCCAAAAGAGACGCAUACCUCCUACUUCCAAGAUUCCCUCCUCUGCGGUAGAGAUGCCCGGCUCAGCAGAUGUGUCUGGUUUAAAUGUGCAGUUUGGUGCUCUGGACUUCGGUUCGGAAUCUGCCCUGCCGGACUUUAGCCAGUCUGAGAACUGCAAUAGUGAACCCAUGAGGGAGUCUGCUGUGGUUCCUCAAUCACAGAGCAGCCUUUAUUCUAAUCCUAUCAGUGAAUCUCUGGCCAGUCCAGUCCCAUUGCUGCUGCCUCUGGCCUCCUCUGACACCAUCUACCCCUCUCCCUCGGUGCCUGUCCCCAGCCUUGUCCCCUCCCACACCAACCCCAAACUGGUCACAGUCCCCACUUGCUCAUCCUCCUCUUCCUCUGCUGCAUCAUCGGCGGGUAACAGCUUUGACUGUGGUGUUACUCACUCAAGACUGACCUUCUCUCAGAGCAAGGAGCCCUCUGGACCUGUGACGAACGGUUUUAAUGGUGUGCGGACCUCUGCUGCUUUAGACACUACAUCGAGUUCCUCCACUCCAAAACGAGAAUCUCCAUCUCUGGUCAACAGCACAAGUGUUGCCCCCUCUGUCCCAUCUUCUCUGUUGCCCCCUUCUGUUACCCCACACAGCUCUUCUCUGCCCUGUCCGGCUUCUGAGAUUUCUUCUGCCAACUUACCUCCCCUCAGCAGUCACUUGAACAGUGGCCAUUCCUCUGUCUCGGCACUUUGCACCACUUCUUCACUUGCAUAUACAAGUGUGGACAGUGUGAACUCUCUUGCUCCCUCGUCGAUGCCGUUCUCCCUGUCUGUGUCCGCUCCGCCCAGCAACAGUAUGAGCAGCUCAAUGAGUGGCAGCAACAGUCUGCAUGGGUCUGGAGCUCUGGGUCAGGGCACAAAUGGUAUCAUGCCUUCUGGUGUAAGGACCACCCAGCUACUGUCUUCCUCCAGUGGUAAAGCUCCUAAUUUGUCUCAGGGAGUACCUCCACUGUUACCUAACCAGUACAUCAUGGGACCUGGGGGUCUGCUGCCCGCCUACCCACAGAUUUAUGGCUAUGAAGACCUUCAUAUGCUCCAAUCCAGAGUACCAAUGGAUUAUUAUGGAAUCGCAUUCCCAGGGCCAACUGCUACGCUGUCUGGCAGAGACGGGAGCCUUGCCAGCAACCCUUACUCAGGUGACAUCACAAAGUUUGGUCGAGGUGAAUCCACCUCACCAGCACCCUCUACCAGUCUGUCUGCAGCUCACGCCCCACAGACAGCGCAGCCUCUGCAGGCUCAGAAUCAAGGACAGGGCCAGCCUCAGGGCCACCACAAUACCCAGCAGACCUUCCUAAAUGCUGCUCUGCCUCCCGGAUACAGCUACACGGGCCUCCCCUACUACCCCGGGAUGCCCGGCAUGCCCAGUGCAUUCCAGUAUGGCCCCACUAUGUUCGUGCCCCCUGCCUCCGCCAAGCAGCAUGGCAUGGGGCUCAGCAACCCCACGACUCCAUUCCAGCAGCCCAGUGGCUAUGGCCAGCACGCCUUCAGCUCAGGGUAUGAUGACCUGACGCAAGGCCCCGCAGGAACGGAGUACAGUAAAGGCUACAUUAACUCCUCUCAAACACAGGCCAAAUCUGUUGCCACUGGCCCAGUAAAAGGUAUCUCUGUGACGUCUAGCAAUUCUGGGGUGCCAGACAUCAGUGGAACUGUUUACAAUAAGACUCCGUCAUUCGAUAAGCAGGGUUUCCAUACUGGCACGCCUCCUCCCUUCAACCUCCCCUCGGCUCUGGGUGGAACAGGAACUUUGACCCCUGGUGCGGCCCCCGGUUACGCUCCCGCUCCAUUCCUUCACAUUCUGCCGCCCCACCAGCAGCCCCACUCACAGCUGCUCCACCAUCACCUCACCCAAGAUGGACAGGGUGGGCCGAGCCAGAGAAGCCAGUCCAGCACCAUGCAGCAGAAGACCCAGGUCAACAAGUCCAACUAUGGCAGCUCCCCAUACUGGGGCAACUGAGCGCAAUCAACAGAGCAGGUGUCGUCUCGCACCUGACGAUGUGCCGAGCAGAAGGGCAACCAUACACACUACCAUCAUCCUCCUCUCACCUCCCCUUUUCAAAGUUUUGGCUGUUGUAUGUAAAGUAUAUUUAUGUAUGUAUUUAUACAGUCUAUAUGUAUUGGUAGGAUUUAAAAUGUGUUUUUUUUCUGCAUUUUGUUUUUGAAGGAUGAUUUUUUUUUUUUUUUUAUCAUUGCUAAAUGGUUGAGUGUUUGAUGACAGAGAAGUGAUAACUUAACAGAAGGGUUAAUAUACUUGAACCAGAGCAGGCAUCAUGACUAAAAACAUGGGAGUUUUUAUUUUUUGUAUUAUACAUCUAAUAAUGUAUGUAGAUUAUUGCUAAGCUUGAUCACUUGAUGAAGCCUUUUUUUAAACUUUUGUAUUUUGGCCUUCCCCUUCACAUGUGAUCUUUUCUAACGAGGGGGAUUUUAAUUUCAGUGCUUAAUUUGUUCCCUCUGCACUUCAUUUGUGACCCUCAUCAACAAAUUGGCAAAAAGGUAGCAUUUUAGAUCAGAUUUCAUUUUAACAUUGGUUUUACCCUUGUCAAAAUAAAACUGUCCAGUUUAUUUGGUUCUGGCUGAUUCUUGAGAAAUCUACUUAUCACAAACAGCAUUAACAAGGAUAC
Xyrauchen texanus (razorback sucker) is the source of this 4263-nucleotide messenger RNA. Its product is annotated as ubiquitin-associated protein 2-like. Gene Ontology annotation, molecular function: protein binding. Lineage: Eukaryota; Metazoa; Chordata; Actinopteri; Cypriniformes; Catostomidae. Gene Ontology annotation, cellular component: cytoplasm; nucleus. The transcript is spliced from 27 exons. The record is from RefSeq and is a predicted model, not a curated record. The coding region runs from base 108 to 3599 and encodes 1163 amino acids.